AUGUCCACCAUAAGGGGCGUCGGCUCUGAUUUGGUCCAGCGUCUGAAUACGAUUUCAGAAGUUGAGAAAUCGAUAGGAAACCUACUUAGGCAUGCGCAGACUUGCAUUUCAGAGUUAUCCAAAGAAAAGCAAAUCAGCAAGACUAAGAUGGAGGAAUCAUCACAGGCUUUUAAGAAGACGUUAACCCAAGUCGAAAAAGAACUAUCCGAACAGAUGAUGUACCUUUCUCAUGUAUGCGUGGGUUCUGCUCAUCAGGGGUCAACAUUCGUCUCUCAGCAGAAUAUAGCAUUGGCAGAAGCUGCUGUAUUAGAUCUACAUCAAGAGCUUGCCGUCAUUACCAGGAAACAUUUUGGCGAUACCGAAAUAUGA
Messenger RNA from Angiostrongylus costaricensis, 369 nucleotides. NCBI's taxonomy places the organism in Eukaryota, Metazoa, Nematoda, Chromadorea, Rhabditida, Metastrongylidae. The record is from the annotation of a GenBank genome assembly.